Molecule: messenger RNA, 660 nt
Organism: Trichechus manatus latirostris (Florida manatee)
Lineage: Eukaryota; Metazoa; Chordata; Mammalia; Sirenia; Trichechidae
Product: mucosal pentraxin-like
Exons: 2
Biological process (GO): innate immune response
Molecular function (GO): complement component C1q complex binding
Source: RefSeq, a predicted model, not a curated record
AUGCAGAAGCUUCUUCUGGAUGUACUGUUCCUCACCAUUCUCUCAGGAGGUGUGACACUUUCAGACCUGUGAGGGAAGUUGUUUACUUUCCGUCAAGAAUCAGACACAGCCUAUGUGUCCCUGAUCCCAAGGGUGAAGAAACCACUGCAGAACUUCACAUUGUGCCUGAAGGCCUUCACAGACAUCAUCCGUCCUUACAGCCUCUUCUGCUACAGCAUUCAGUCACAGGCAAACGAGCUUCUUCUCUUUGUGAACAAAAUGGGAGAGUAUGGUCUGUCCAUUGAGAAUGUUGACACCACUUUCAAGGCCCCAGAGUCACCUUAUGCUCCAAUCCAUAUCUGUGCCAACUGGGAAUCUGCCUCUAGGAUUACCGAACUCUGGGUGAGUGGGAAGCCGGUGGGGAGGGAGGGUCUGAAGAAGGGGUACUCUGUGGGGGCAGAAGCAAAGAUUAUCCUGGGACAAGAGCAGGAUUCCUUUGGGAGGAAAUUUGAUAUAAAACAAUCUUUGAUUGGGGAGAUAUGGAAUGUGUCUUUGGGGGACCGCAUGCUCUCCCGAAAGGAGAUGGGUGCCUCAUGCUACAACGGCAAACUGCUAAAUUGGCAGGCCCUGCAUUAUGAAGACUCUGGCUAUGUGGUGAUUAAGCGCCAGGUGUGGGUUUGA